Colletotrichum karsti is the source of this 822-nucleotide messenger RNA. Its product is annotated as enoyl-CoA hydratase/isomerase. NCBI's taxonomy places the organism in Eukaryota, Fungi, Ascomycota, Sordariomycetes, Glomerellales, Glomerellaceae. Bases 1 to 822 code for a protein of 273 amino acids. Gene Ontology annotation, cellular component: peroxisome. The record is from RefSeq and is a predicted model, not a curated record. Gene Ontology annotation, molecular function: enoyl-CoA hydratase activity; delta(3)-delta(2)-enoyl-CoA isomerase activity. The transcript has a single exon. Gene Ontology annotation, biological process: fatty acid beta-oxidation.
AUGGCCUCCCCCCUCUUCACGAUCCCCAUCCCACCCAUCGAAUCCCACCAAGGCGGCUCGAUAGUCUGCACAUCCCCCUCCCCCAAGGUCUACCUCCUAACCUGGUCCUCGCCCCCGGACAACCGCCUCACCACCCCCUUCUGCCGCGCCUUCCUCGCCGCCCUCGACCUGAUCGAGUUCUCCCACCCGCCCGGCAUCCUCCUGACGACCUCGGCCAUCCCCAAGUUCUACUCCAACGGCCUCGACCUCGAACACGCCUUCGCCACCCCCGGCUUCUUCCCGGACCCCCUCUACCGCAUGUGGAAGCGCCUGCUGACCUACCCGAUGCCCACCGUCGCCCUCAUCCCGGGCCACGCCUUCGCCGGCGGCUUCAUGACCGCCAUGCACCACGACUACCGCGUCAUGAACCCGGCCAAGGGCUUCCUGUGCAUGAACGAGCUCGAGUUCGGCGCACCGCUGAAGCCGCCCAUGAGCUCCAUCUUCCGCAUCAAGUGCUCCCCCAGGACCUACCAGGAGAUCGUGCUCGAGGCCAAGAGGUUCGCGGGACCCGCUGCGCUGGAGGCCGGGCUGGUCGACGCCCUGGGCGGCAUGGACGAGGCGUUGAAGCUGAUUGCGGACCGGAAGCUGACGGAGAGGGCCAAGUCGGGCGUGUAUGGCGUGCUGAAGAUGGAGAUGUGGCGGGAGAGCGCGUUUUACCUGAGCAAGGAGGAGUACGAGGGUGAGGAGGCGCGGUGGGACGCGAGGGAAGCCUGGGAGAAGAAUCGGAUUGACGAGGGGAAGAAGUUUGCUGCGGACUGGAAGGCUGGCAAGGCCAAGCUGUGA